AGAUCCGCAUAUGGGACUCAAUCGUCAACAACAUGGACGCUGCCAUCGAGACAGGUGUGAUCCACUUUGAUGCUGACGCAUACAUCUGCACCGCAUCGGGCAACAAGAUAUGCCGGGAUUCCACGCUCUGCUGCACCAAGAAUAUUCUCCUGCGAGGCAAGACGAUCAUCAACGCAGGCACGAUCCUGCGCGGCGACUUGGCCAAGAUAUCUUUGGGCAAGUUCUGUGUGAUUCGAGAGAAGUGCGUGCUUAAACCUCCGCCAAAGCUCCUCCCCACGGGACUCUUGUUCAUUCCACAAACGCUGGGGGAUCACGUGUACAUUGGCGAAGGGUCCAUUGUAGAAGGGGCUCGCAUUGGUUCGUGCGUGCAAAUCGGCAAGAACUGCGUGAUUGUACGACAACAUGAGUCCCCACUUGUGACGCUCACGCCGGUAGUGGUGCCGUAGGGAAAGCGAGUGAUCAUUCGCGACUGCUGCUACAUCGCCGACAACACGAUCAUUCCUGCAGACGAAAUCAUUCCCCCCUUUACUUAUGUAUGUGGGAUUCCAGCAAACUUGGACAAGGAGCUUCCCGAGGCAACGCAAGACCUGUUUAUUGGCCACAUCACGCGCUACUUUGAAAACUUUAGAGCUCGCAAGAAAUAAGCUGACAAUGUACAUAUAUACUGGUAUUAAUU
Aphanomyces astaci is the source of this 676-nucleotide messenger RNA. RefSeq lists its product as hypothetical. Bases 33 to 446 code for a protein of 137 amino acids. Lineage: Eukaryota; Oomycota; Saprolegniomycetes; Saprolegniales; Verrucalvaceae. The transcript is spliced from 4 exons. The record is from RefSeq and is a predicted model, not a curated record.